Anastrepha obliqua is the source of this 475-nucleotide messenger RNA. RefSeq lists its product as uncharacterized. The coding region runs from base 22 to 462 and encodes 146 amino acids. The record is from RefSeq and is a predicted model, not a curated record. The transcript is spliced from 2 exons. Lineage: Eukaryota; Metazoa; Arthropoda; Insecta; Diptera; Tephritidae.
CACAACAAAAUUCUAGAGAAAAUGAAGUGCAUUAUUUUACUUGGCGUGUGUUUAACACUCACAGCGCUCGCAAUUGACGCUGCCAACACUGCAGCUACUUCGAAGCCUUUCGUACGCAGCCGUUACAGCAAACGUUGGCGCAUCGUACUAACCACCGAGUCAAAUAUUAACAAUAGCACCUCCGUCACUGAGCUACCGAAUGCGAUUGGAGUUGGUAUGUCGCUCGAGGAAACUACUAUAGUGAACAAAAUAGAAAGCAAAGGCGAUACAACGACUGCCGGACGUGUUACUUUGCUGCCGAGUGUCGGGUCUGUUGUUUUAAAGAGUACUCAAAUGCCUGGGAAAGGGUCCCAUAGCACCACUACCGAACAUCCAAAGCAGCCUGGUUCAAACGGUUUACCGCUGGACUACGAUUACUAUGGAAAUGGUGGCGAAAAUGAAGAGGAAGCAGCACAUAAAUAAAAGUUUGCAACCA